Messenger RNA from Sturnus vulgaris (Common starling), 1206 nucleotides. The record is from RefSeq and is a predicted model, not a curated record. NCBI's taxonomy places the organism in Eukaryota, Metazoa, Chordata, Aves, Passeriformes, Sturnidae.
CAGCCCUUGGAUGGAAUUGUGUGCCCUGUUUGCUGAGACAGGAGCUGCUCAUCGCUCCUGCCAGCCUUUCAGUCACUUGCCGGAGUCUGGGCACGACAUCUGAGUUGCUGCUGUUGUUUUAAGGACGUUGGACAUCAUAGUGAUAGUUUCCCUUGAUCAUCAUCAGAAAAAACUGAAGAGAUGGAGGACACCAAGCCGUGGUACUGUCAGAAAGUGUACGCGAGGUACUGGAGGCACUAUGACUUAGCCAUGCGCUGGAUGCACAGGCACCAGAAAGCCUACAGGAAAGCCAUGGAGUGCUUUUAUCAUCUGCCAUGGCAUCCAUGGCAUCCUGCUGCAGCCUCUCCAAGCAGCCACUACUCAGAUUGGGAUGGGAAUGAUCUCCCACAUACCCAAAACUAUUCUGCCUGCUAUAGACCAGAUGUCAGAGUUCCGUAUCAUGGGGGAGCUCAGCAGCACGCAGAUGCCUACCAGGAGAGGGAGGAUGCUGAUGAGGACUCCGAAAUGGAAGAGGAUGCUGAAAGGGACUCUGAAUGGGAUGCUGAAAUGGAGGAAGACUCUGAGUCUGAAGGGGAGAUAGAAUAUGACUUGAGUAACAUGGAGAUCACAGAGGAGCUUCGCCAGUUUUUUGCAGAGACAGAGAGGCACCGAGAAGAGCUGCGGAGGCAGCAGCAGCUGGAAGCUGAGGACCCAUACGUGGAGGCUGAUCAAGACCUGCACAGGAGGGUGGAGCGUUCUGUGGAGCCGCCUACAGAAAGACCUGGGGAGAGGCGCAUGGCAGAAAUGAAGAAACUGUAUGGUGCUCAAGCUGCCAAAAUCCAGGCAAUGGAGGCUGCCAUGCAGCUAAUCUUUGAUAGGAACUGUGAUAAAAAGCAGCCCAAAUACUGGCCCAUUAUUCCCCUUAAGCUGUGAAUACCUGGACUGUGAUCUGACGAGGCAUGGUGCUAUAGGGUCAGGUGACUCAGGUUGGGCUGUUGAAAGAACAAACUGCAAAUUUUGGUUUUGGGCUUUCGGGGAGAGUCUGGCAAGGACAGCAUGUAUUUCUUUGGCCUUUUUUUCUUUUACAGUGUCUAUCAGUGAUGCUCACAGUCCAUUCAACUCACAUACAGUUGUCAAGUAGUAAUAGGACGGACAGGAAUAUCAAACCUGUCUAAAAUUCACUCAUCUGAUACCCGAUUGCCAUGACCAUGCUUGCAAGAAACAUAA